AUGCCGCGCAAGCUACUUAAAUUCCUGAUCAUUUUCGACAACACGUCGCUGCUGUACUUCCCCGGCCAGUUCCUGUCCGGCCGAGUCCUCAUUGAGCUGCAGGACGAGACGCCGGCCCUGGGCCUGCACUUCCAUGUCGUGGGCGAGGGCGUCGUCCGCAAUGGUCGAAGGCAGGAGCGUACCUACGACAAGGAGAACUACAUCGAUUUCCGGAUGCGUCUGCUCGGCGAUGUGGACCAGGGCGGUCCGGCCAUUCUCUCGCCAGGAAUACACAGCUUUCCCUUCAAGCUCGGUCUGCCACUGGGUCUGCCCUCGACCUUCCUGGGCCGCUACGGCUGGAUCCAGUUCUACUGCAAGGCGGCGCUGCGCGAAAACAACGGCAUCAUCCACAAGAAUCAUCAGGUUUUCAUCGUGAUGAACCCCAUCGACCUGAACUUGGAGAAGCCCAUACUAGCGCAACCUUUCACCUGCGAAGUUGAGCACAAGCUGGGCGUCGUGUGCGUGGGUGGCGGCCAGAUCAAAUGCCGGGUGUCGUUGGACCGCGGCGGCUAUGUGCCCGGUGAGAAUAUUCUGGUCACGGCUUUCAUAUCCAACUACAGCAACGUAUCCAUCAAGCGGACCAAGGCGUCGUUAACAGAGACCAUCGAGUAUUUGGCGCGCGGCAAGGUGGUGCAGACAGAGAAGCGCGAGCUGGCGGUCCUGGUGCGUGGCAAGAUCCGACCGGGCGGGAAGGACGAGUGGCACAACGAGCUGUACGUGCCGCCCUUGCCGCCCACCAACCUGCAUGGCUGUCAUUUGAUCAAGAUAUCCUACGACGUCUUCUUCGUCAUCGAGCCAAAGUCAAUGGAGAAGGAGAUCAAGCUGCAGCUGCCGAUCGUUCUGGCCACGUAUCCUUUCCGGAACGCCAGCGAUGCCGCCAACGCGAACACCUGGCCGGACUCGGUGCUAAAGCCGGACACACACACGCACUAUCCAUCGACGCUGCCCAUAUUCCGGCCCUGGCUGCACGAGAAGCCGAGUGAAUCUUAGCCAAGCCGGAUCGGUAGCCAUAGCCGCCAAAUGUUAACCACGAUUUGCGCCAUAAUCUAAUUUUAACUUAUUUAACUCGUACGUAUCGUUUCUAAUGUGUUUUACCCACUGUGCAACUGUGACUUACUCGUUCUUUUUAAUUGCAUAAUGAAUAAAAGUAAACUAUAACUA
Messenger RNA from Drosophila kikkawai, 1200 nucleotides. It is a transcript of the gene Vdup1, whose product is annotated as arrestin family protein Vdup1. NCBI's taxonomy places the organism in Eukaryota, Metazoa, Arthropoda, Insecta, Diptera, Drosophilidae. Gene Ontology annotation, cellular component: cytoplasm. The record is from RefSeq and is a predicted model, not a curated record. Gene Ontology annotation, biological process: protein transport.